Messenger RNA from Manduca sexta (tobacco hornworm), 1096 nucleotides. RefSeq lists its product as uncharacterized. Gene Ontology annotation, biological process: cristae formation. Lineage: Eukaryota; Metazoa; Arthropoda; Insecta; Lepidoptera; Sphingidae. The coding region runs from base 52 to 855 and encodes 267 amino acids. The transcript has a single exon. The record is from RefSeq and is a predicted model, not a curated record. Gene Ontology annotation, cellular component: MICOS complex.
UCAAAUUCAUAACGUCAUUGUCAAAAUUUUUGUAAACAAUCACCAACCAAAAUGGGAAUAGAAACAUUAGAAGUUGUUGACCGCGACCCAGAAAUAAUCAACUCACAGGAAGAUAUUGAGACGCCUUUGAUCCUACUGACAUAUGGCGACUUAUACGUGUUAGGUCAACUCUGGAUUCGAGUGCUGAAAACUGCUCUGGUAGGUGAUAUAUCGCUGCUGCCCGUCGUAGAAGCAGCAGCGCCAGCAAAACCCUACCAUUGCCCUCCUAAAAAACCAGCACCGAUGAAAUACACCGACCUGCCACUGUACACAAGUCCUCAUUACGAAUAUAAAGAUUACGUCGAAAAUAUCCACAGCUGUCCGAAAGCUAAGACGAAAUUAGUUCAAGAAUGUCUACUGCCUCACGUGAAGAGUUGGAGGAAAUGCUCGCAAGACUAUUACUGCAGCCUGAAAUGCAGUCUGAAGGAGAUGAAGAACGAAGCCUGCGAGACCAUAAGGAACUCGAAAAGAGAAUUCAAAAGAAUGAUGAGAGAUCCUGAAAACUUGGCGAUUCGGCGGGCGAUAGUCCUUCUGGGAACCACUACUGGCUUCCUUCUUGGCUCAGGGCGGAAUGUUAGUCGUCGUAUUUUCUACACAGGAGUCGGAGCUUUAGCUAGUGGUGCUUUGUGCUUUCCCAAAGAGACUGACGAAGCUUUUAGAACUUUAUCUUACCACACAGCGAAAGCUGGGCUUGCGUUCUACAACCUGCUUUGUGGGAAGGAGAUAGUAUUAAGGGAGAGGCUGCUUUGCAAGGAGGAUCUGCCGCCCCCACCACAAUUGAGAAGGAUGAACCCUUGUCCGAGGAAGCAAAAAUAAUUUUGGGUCUCACUUUUAUGGGCUAAAUUUCUCUGCAAAAUGGUAAUAAAUUAUUGUUUAAUGGGUCAAUCAUUUCAAUAGGGCUACAAUGAAUCAAAUAAAAUCAUUGAAACUUAAAGUGACAAUAAACCUAAAGCAACUAAAUAAUCUAUUUCUUUCAUAGUCCUAUUAUAAUGAUUUUUUCAUGUUUACGCGAAUGUUAGUAGUCCCAUUAUAAUGAAUUCUUAUGUCUAUGCGAAUG